GCUGGGGCUCAGUGGGUCGGACGCAGCCAUGGCGGAGGGAGGCGAGGGCGAGGAGCUGUUGCGGCCGCCUCUGCCCUCCGCGGGCUCCCCGGGUGCCAAGCGCCUGUGCUCGCGGGUGGCGGCGCUGCCCCGCUCGAGAGGUUGCCCGGGGGGACCGGUCGGAGCGGCCGAGGGCGGGGGUGGCGGCGGCAGGGCAAGGGGCUGCUGUCCUCCUGGCCGUCCGGGCCCGGGCUCCGGCUGCGGGCCGGAGGGGACGCAUCUGCCGUUGCUGCAGCCCGAGUCGCUGUUGGACGCCGCGGCCAAGCGGGUGGCGGGCAGCUGGGCCUUCGAGCGGGUGGAGGGCCGCUUCCAGCGCAUCCCGGAGCCCGUGCAGCGCCGCAUCGUCUACUGGAGCUUCCCUCGCAGCGAGCGCCAGAUCUGCAUGUACUCCAGCUUCCAGCCGGGGCGCAGCGGGGGCGGGAGCAGCAGCGGGGCAGGCGGCGGAGCCAGCGGGGCAGCCGCGGGCAACGUGCCGGGUGUGGGGGCAGGCGGAGAGGACAGCCCGGCCGCCCCCGGCACAGCCGCUCCCGCGGGAGCGCCCGGCACGGCCCCUCUGCCAGCCCCGGGCGCUCCGGCCAGCGCCGCCGUCGCCGAGGGACUCCCCUUCCGCCGAGGCAUCCGCCUGCUGGAAACGGGCGCCGUGGACAACGUGCUCCAAGUGGGAUUCCACCUGAGUGGCACCAUAACUGAGCCUGCUACUGCAACAGAACCAGAUAUGACCUACAAAGUGGCCAUUAGCUUUGACCGGUGCAAAAUCACGUCUGUGACAUGUGGUUGUGGGAACAAGGACAUUUUUUACUGUGCUCAUGUUGUGGCACUCUCGCUGUACAGGAUUCGCAAGCCUGAUCAGGUCAAACUCCGUCUUCCUAUAUCCGAGACCCUUUUUCAAAUGAACAGGGACCAGCUCCAAAAGUUUGUUCAGUAUUUGAUCACAGCCCAUCACACGGAAGUACUCCCAACAGCCCAGAAACUGGCUGAUGAAAUCCUGUCCUCCAACUCUGAAAUUAAUCAAGUGCAUGGUGCACCAGAUCCCACGGCAGGGGCUAGCAUUGAUGAUGAGAAUUGCUGGCAUUUGGAUGAAGAACAAGUGAAAGAGCAGGUGAAGCUGUUCCUCUCCCAAGGAGGGUACUAUGGCUCUGGGAAGCAACUCAAUUCCAUGUUUGCUAAGGUCCGUGAAAUGCUGCGCAUGAGAGAUUCCAAUGGAGCCAGGAUGCUGACCCUAAUAACCGAACAGUUUAUGGCAGACCCACGGCUCGCUCUCUGGAGGCAACAGGGAACAGGCAUGACAGACAAAUGCCGGCAGCUGUGGGAUGAGCUGGGGGCCCUGUGGGUGUGCAUUGUGUUAAAUCCUCACUGUACACUAGAAGAGAAGGCCUGCUGGCUUCGGCAGCUCCGGAAAUGGGGUGAUAUGGAUGUUUGCCCUUUGGAAGAUGGGAAUUAUGGCAACGAACUUCCCAACAUCACCAGUGCACUUACACAGAGCUCCACCCACCGGCAAGACUCCUUAGCAAGGCCAAGACGCACCGUGUUCACUCGUGCCAUUGAAGGCUGUGACCUGCACUGGCAGGAUAGUCACCUCCAGCGAAUAAUCAGCAGUGACUUCUACAUCUCUCCUUCUUUUCAAAGGGAGGGUGAGGGCCUUCUCUUCAACUUGCAAGGACAGCCAUUAUGGUUGGAGCAUGUCCCUACAGCCUGUGCCCGGGUUGAUGCUCUUCGAUCCCAUGGAUACCCUAAGGAAGCACUCCGUCUGACUGUGGCUAUAAUCAACACCUUGAGAUUGCAGCAGCAGAGGCAGCUUGAGAUAUAUAAGCAUCAAAAGAAAGAACUCCUGCAGAGAGGAACAACCACCAUCACAAAUCUGGAAAGCUGGGUGGGGCAUCCCCUCAACCCCAUUGGCUGCUUGUUUCUCACUUUGACAGAAGCUUGUCAAGUACAAGAUGAAAACUGUCUUGAAAUCUCAGAUACGGGGGAUUCCAAGCCUCCAGUGUAUCAGCAUGUGCCUGUGGCCAACAAUUGCCCUGAGGGUGAAGGAUCCUACCUGUCCCUGGCUUUGGAAGUGGCACUGAUGGGGAUGGGGCAGCAGCGGGUGAUGCCAGAGGGCCUUUAUGCUCAAGACAAAGUGUGGCGCAACGAGGAGCAGAUCAUUGCCCGCCUGCAAGAGCUGGAGCUGGACGCUGUGUUGGUGCAGACUCUGCGCAAGCAGUGUAUCCUGCUUCUGGAAGGUGGUCCCUUCAGUGGCCUUGGUGAGGUGAUCCACCGUGAAAGUGUGCCAAUGCACACCUUUGCCAAGUACCUGUUUUCUGCCUUGCUGCCGCAUGAUGCUGAUCUGGCCUACAAGUUAUCCCUACGCUCCAUGAGAUUGCCAGUUUUAGAGACUACUCCUUCCAGUGAUGUCACACACCCUCACCAUAUUGUUUCAGUGGUGCCCAGCAGGUACCCACGCUGGUUUACUCUGGGACACUUGGAAUCACAACAGUGUGAACUUGCUUCUACUAUGCUGACAGCAGCCAAAGGAGACAUGCUGCGUCUGCGCACUGUUCUGGAGGCAAUUCAGAAGAAUAUCCAUUCUUCCUCUCUGAUCUUUAAGCUGGCACAGGAUGCUUUCAAGAUUGCCACUCCUGCUGACAACAGUUCUGACACGACCCUACUCAAUGUAGCCUUGGAGCUAGGGCUGCAGGUGAUGCGCAUGACCCUCUCAACUUUGAACUGGAGGCGAAGGGAGAUGGUGCGAUGGCUGGUGACCUGUGCCACUGAAGUGGGUGUACGUGCCCUGGUCAGCAUUUUGCAGAGCUGGUUUACACUGUUUACUCCCACUGAAGCUACCAGCAUAGUAGCAGCAACUGUAAUGUCCCACAAUACCAUAUUGCGCCUCAGCCUUGACUAUCCCCAGCGAGAGGAACUGGCCAGCUGUGCUCGCACUUUGGCCCUACAGUGUGCCAUGAAAGAUCCCCAGAACUGCGCCCUCUCAGCCUUGACUCUGUGUGAGAAGGAUCACAUUGCCUUUGAGACCGCUUACCAAAUCGUCAUAGAUGCUGCUUCCACAGGCAUGACUUACUCGCAGCUUUUCACCAUCGCACGGUACAUGGAGCAUCGGGGCUACCCACUGCGGGCCUUCAAACUGGCAUCCCUUGCCAUGACCCACCUCAACCUUGCUUAUAACCAGGACACGCAUCCUGCCAUCAAUGACGUGCUUUGGGCCUGUGCACUCAGCCACUCCCUAGGAAAGAAUGAGCUGGCAGCCAUCAUCCCGUUAGUGGUGAAGAGUGUGCACUGUGCAACUGUGCUGUCUGAUAUCCUGCGGCGCUGCACCAUGACUGCGCCAGGCCUUGCUGGUAUCCCUGGCCGCAGAAACUCUGGGAAACUGAUGUCAACAGACAAAGCACCUUUACGCCAACUGCUGGAUGCUACAAUAAACGCCUACAUCAACACCACACACUCUCGGCUCACCCACAUCAGCCCCCGGCAUUAUGGAGAGUUCAUAGAGUUUCUCAGCAAAGCCCGGGAGACUUUCUUGCUGGCCCAGGAUGGCCACAUUCAGUUUGCACAAUUCAUAGACAACCUGAAGCAGAUCUACAAGGGCAAGAAGAAGCUCAUGUUGCUGGUGAGGGAGCGAUUUGGAUGAGUUUUCCAUAAGAACCCAUGAUCACUGUUGUUAGAAUCAAAUGCUUACUGGGCAAGACUGACUAUAUUUUCCAUUGAGCAGGGAUUCCCAGAAUCUUCAGGAACGUAAACCAAAAGUCAGCAAGACAGGAAUGGUUUGCUUCCCACCCACCACUCACUCACAAACACCUCAGCAAUACCAAAAGCUAACCAGGAAAUACAAUACCUCUUUCCCAAAAGGCAUGGCAGUUGGAGGCUAAAAAGCAAACAAAUCCGCCAAGGAGAGACCGAAGCAUGUUGGCUCAGCCUCUUGCACUGCCACCUGGGCUUUGAGCCAGUGGCCUGGCGAGAAGCACAUCCGGCCAAGAUUGGCAAGUUUCACUGUUUUUGUGUGUGUGAGAAACGAUCCUUAAUUAAAAACCUAAAGUCAACUAAUUCUCAGGGAUUGCUUUACUAAAAUUAACAGAAGCAUUUAUGAUACUGUAAAUACAAUAGUAUAUGUGUCAAUUAUUAAAUUGUAAAGUUCUAAUUAUUUAUAACUAUUCUCUCUUUGUUUGGGCAUACUUGAAACUUUUCAUGGGCUGGGAUUAUCACUAUUAUUAUUUUUGGCUAAACAUUUCUGAACAUGAGAAACAUGGACACUUCUCAGGUUUUUCCCCAGCGUUGCUAGUGAAGAGGGUGAGUGGUACGUGGCAGGUGGAGACAAAUCCAGAACCUAUGCAGAACCACCAAGACUUUGCAGCCUUGGAAAAAGAGACCAAGAUGGAAGUAGCAGAACCAGAUGCACCUCAACAUUUCAAGGCUGUCAGGGGGUAGACUUGGCCCGCUGGCUGCCAGCCAUGGUAUUCUCCCUGUCUUUGCUUGUUGGUUUGUACUGUGGUUCCAAAUAUGGAAUACAAAGACCCCAGGAAGUCAGAAACCUGCGUGUGAAACAGCUGAGCCCAUAGUGUAAAUAAUCUAUUUUUGGCCUUUCUCCAUGUGUGUAUGGAUAGGUGCAUGCAAGAGUUGCAUACCUCUGGGAAUAUGCACAUGACAAGGUUUCUGUCUUUCUUUCCAGGCAAAUGGGGAGCAGGAAUCACAGUUUGCUCUCAUUGUUUAUGUAUGUCUUUAUUUUCAAUCCAUUACUAAAUGGCUGCCUUUGGUGGCACUCAAUGAGGCUGGUGCCCUCUUGAAGACAGAAUGUCAUAUUGUUUACCACUCCAUCCUUGACCACCAUUCAGUAGUUUUAUCUUAAACUUGGUCCAAUAAAGGGAAGGGGGUGGGAGCAAAAACGACUUCCUUAUUCCAGGUGUUUUUGUGUCCUCUAUUCCAGUGUGUUCUAGUUUCUAAAGGGGUCGAGGGGGAGGGGCUGGGAUAGCGUAGCUUAGAAAAUAUGGAUUAAUUAUCUACUGUUUGAUUCCAAAUUUGUUUUUCAAGAAAUCCUUUUAAGAGGAGGGAAAAAAACUGGACCCAGGGGCAGGCAAACCCAGCUCACCCAGUAUUUGUUGCCACAGAAGUAUCAUUCUUCAUGUCUGACUUUUUAUUUUGUGUGUACAACCUCUUGACCUGAUGUUUAAUAAAAAGGAUGCAGAAGCUCAUACCA
Molecule: messenger RNA, 5221 nt
Organism: Sphaerodactylus townsendi
Lineage: Eukaryota; Metazoa; Chordata; Lepidosauria; Squamata; Sphaerodactylidae
Gene: ZSWIM5
Product: zinc finger SWIM-type containing 5
Exons: 14
Coding region: 29-3661 (1210 amino acids)
Cellular component (GO): Cul2-RING ubiquitin ligase complex
Molecular function (GO): zinc ion binding
Source: RefSeq, a predicted model, not a curated record